AAAAAGAAAAAGAAAAAAAAAAAAAAAAAAAAAAAUCUUGGAAAAAACCACAUGUUGGCGGGGAAUUAUGGGCGGGAGGAUGCCCUUCUGUGACUAUCCAAUUCCAAAGUACGAAAAAUAGUUUUCCUGCACUCUGCAAGAUUAGAAAUAGGGUUUCGUGUUCUGGGGUUGGGAAAAAGCUGAAAAUGGAGAAACGUGGACCGAUCAACAGAGUAAUCGAAGAGAACAUCUUGGCGAUCCUCGACGCUUCUGGAUUGAACGACGCUCGGGAUUAUGACGACGAUAGAUUAACUUUUCUCGAAGCAGUCCGUGCUUCUUCAAUCGUUGCAGAGAAUACAACUGCUCCCUCCAGCAAAAUAUAUGGGGCAGUUUUCCAAAUCUUGAGGGAUGGGAGGUCACUAGAACUGGCUAUGGCUAGUUACCAGCUCCUGCGUGAGUUAGACGAGCGCUUUCCUCGGGUCUACUUAUCCCAUGGGGAUAAAUCUGAGUCACCCUGUAGAGCACCGUUGGAACUUCAUGUUGUUAAAGAGGCUUGGUCACCAUUUGUUCUUGGGUUGGAAAGUUCCAGCAGUGGGAGGGAAGUGACUGACAAGAACUUGGGUGAGCCAAUGGAUUCCUAUCGGUUUCUUGUUCUGGUACAAGGCAUUAUACAACUGGCUGAUGGGAUGAGUUUUCAAGUGUCAGACCCGAAGCACCUGGGCAAUAUGUUGUUGUUCCAAUAUCUGGUCAGUGUCCUGGAAGGGGAUUUCUUACCUCGUAAUGCCAUAUAUAAAGAAACCAAGAACUGGGUUCUUCUCAGGGAGUCCUUGCUCAACAUGCUUCUGGGUUCAAGGAGGAUAAGCUACAGAAACUUAAUAAAGGAUUGCUUGUCCAUCAUAUCUAAAGGAUUCCAUUCGCACGCUAAAUGUAGCACUCAUGAAAUGGAACAUGCUGAAAAGUCUCCAGCCAGAACAGUAAAUGAACAUGAUCCUUCUUGGGCAUUUGCUUUGGUUGAACUAGAAAAAGAAACUUGUAUUGCUCUGCAGAAAUUUUUGGAGCUGAUUAUGGAGCUUGAUAAAUCAAAGAAGCAAGCAGAUUUACAUGGUCAAACUUCCAGAGCUGAUGGUGUGAGAACCCCACUCGUGGAUGUAAUUCUAGACGAACUUACUUAUGAUGAUGAUCUACUCUUGCAAUUUCUCUUGGUGUUUUAUGAUCCUAAAUGGAAAAUGGAAAUAAUUUUGCAGUAUUUCCGGAAGUAUAUUUCAAAGCCUGCUACUCGCACUCGAAGGUCAAAUGUUUCCUCAGAUGAUGAUACAUUUCAUGAUAUCUUGAGGUGCUUUUCAAAUGGUAAAACUACAAAGAGCAUUAUCAGGAAGAUCAGCGUGGAUGUAGGCCAGUUGCUUCUAGCACAUGGUUUUCAGGAACAUGGAGAUUAUGCCUUUUGCAAAAGAAGCACUGUUCACUGCUGCAACGAUCCUUACAUUAAAAAUGUAGGAUUUGAAAAUAAUUAUUGUUGUUAUGUCUUUUUGUCAUGGAGAGGCGAUCCUAAAGGUAAACUGUAUAAUUCCCCCACUGCACUUCUAUGAUUUCCACGAUGAGAUAACAUGUAUUACUGCAUGGAAUUGGCUUAACUGAGGAUUAGCAUGAGGGCAGAGAUAUGAUAUGAGGAAUUAAAAAAGAUUCGUAGGCCCAAGUACCUUUGGAUAAACCUAGAAUUACAAUGUAUGGAUAGGCUAUUUUUAUUAACUGUGCUUCUAAAUUAUAACUUAUUGGGCUUGGAAGAUUUUAUUAGUAAAUGGAGGGGUGAGGCUUUGUGCAUAAUACUUGUGGACCAUGCUGGAAAUCCUCUUUUAAGUGUUGUAGUACUUCUAUGAUUUCCAAGAGGUUACUUGUCAGUUGAAAGAAAAAAUCCUCUUUUGUUUUCUCUCUAUUGUGUUUUGAUUGGAUCUACUUAUGUUUUUGUUGUUAAUAUUUACAAAAUACGAGUUCUUUUGUAGUUGAUUAGAAAAGGUCUAAGGAUAUAUAUGGCAAUAAUCAAGUGAAGUUUUGAAGGGUUUGGUGGGUAACAUCACACGUGGCACUAAUUUUCUCUAUAGUUGCAACUCUAUAUGCCACUUUAUAUUACUUCAAACUUAAUCUUUUGACUCUGCAUUUCAUACCUAUAUAUUGGCUAGAGUUAUCUAUUCAUAAGUUUCCUGUUGAAGGGAAUCAGAAUUCAGUGGUUCCUGCUAAAUUUGUAAUAAAUUUUGCAUAAGCUCUACUUCCUCCCCCCUUCCACCCCCUCCCCCUGCGUGGGCACCACACAUACUACUGAGCAGUCUUUUUUUUUCCCUUUAAAGUAAUUAGAUUUUGAUUAUGUUUUUGGAAUCACUUCACAGUCCUCUCAAUUCAUUUUGAUGGAAACUAAGGCAAUAGCUACCACAAAGUGAUCAAGGCAAUGAAGAAAGUUGGUGCGUUGCUUCAAAACAUGGAGUAGUACUGAAGUUUAUCAGUGGAUGCUGGGAACUCUUGUUUUGAAUAUUCCAGGUCUCAAGGAAAUCUGAUUUUAAUAGUUCCUUUAACAGCUAAUAUUUCAGGAAAAAAAGUCAGCUACCCAUUCCAGCAGAGUCAAGAGGAUGACCAAAACUAGAAAAUGGAUCAGUGGCUAGCAUGCUGCAUUUGCCUUUCCCCUUUCCCUUUUCCACGAAGAUGAGUUCUAACAAAUUUGGGAAUUAUUGGUGGUUUGAUUCAAUCAGAUACUCGGAGUUUUGGCCCGAGAGACUGGCAACGGGGAUCAAGUGCAUGCGGAGAUGGAAUGUGUUGGCAUUGCUGGCAGGAAUGGGUUCUCAUUGCUAUUGUUCACUGACUCUACUGGCAAUUUUACUGUAAAAGACUACUGACUCAUUCUAGUCUUUUUGGUCUCACAUCUUUUCUUGUUGCUUUUCUGAAGAAAACCAAAGUAAUGUGAAGAUUUUCCAAGAUAUCUUGCGAAGUUUUUUUUUUUUUUUUUUUGGUAUGAUUUGGCUUAGCUUGGGGAAGUUUGUAAUGUUUUGAGAUUGGGUGUGGGAUAUCAAAUGUAUAGCUUCUGAAAAUUUGGUUAAAUUUUAAGGUUUACUGCAACCGCUUUUGAGAAA
This is a messenger RNA of Macadamia integrifolia, 3092 nucleotides long. Its product is annotated as negative regulator of systemic acquired resistance SNI1. Gene Ontology annotation, cellular component: Smc5-Smc6 complex; nucleus. The coding region runs from base 186 to 1565 and encodes 459 amino acids. Gene Ontology annotation, molecular function: transcription cis-regulatory region binding. Gene Ontology annotation, biological process: negative regulation of systemic acquired resistance; DNA damage response; negative regulation of DNA-templated transcription. The record is from RefSeq and is a predicted model, not a curated record. NCBI's taxonomy places the organism in Eukaryota, Viridiplantae, Streptophyta, Magnoliopsida, Proteales, Proteaceae. The transcript is spliced from 15 exons.